Meleagris gallopavo (turkey) is the source of this 1437-nucleotide messenger RNA. Lineage: Eukaryota; Metazoa; Chordata; Aves; Galliformes; Phasianidae. The record is from RefSeq and is a predicted model, not a curated record.
GUCCCCCCCCUCCAGCUCUUCCACCAGCAGCCAGAGAGAAAAAGUCUCUCUGAGCUCUGAUGCGCCUUUCAGAGGGCGUGGGGAGUCUCCCCAAAAGGCUGAGCCGCCAAUAAAAGCCAUCCUGGAGGACUUCUACGUAUUCCCCACAGAGCAUAGCUGCCAACCAUCGGUACCUCCCUGCUUCUGCCCACCUCCUCCCCGCUCACUGCGCCCUCAGCACCCACCCCUGUAUGCAGGGGAACCACCUCUCCCACUCUCUUCUGAGCUUCCUCUGGCCCUCCGCCAGGACUCCCAGCCCGCCCCUGCUGUACCUUCACCUGCAGCCAGCGGUGCCCAGCUGCGCUCAGGGGUUCCACGCAAGACACGGGUCCAGACGGACAGACGGCACCAAGCCUCCAUCCUCUGCCACUGCUGGAGACAGCUCCUCUCAGACCACAUGGCCACUACUGGAAAAGUUAUCCGAUGCAGAGCUGCAGUUGCCUGGGCAGCGGGCAAAUCACUCUCUGUUGAGGAGAUAGAGGUUGCACCUCCAAAGGCACACGAAGUGCGUGUCAAGAUUGUGGCUACAGGAAUCUGUCGCACAGAUGACCAUGUUCUUGAAGGUACAUUUCCUGAUCUAGAAUUCCCAGUCAUCCUAGGCCAUGAAGGAACUGGGAUUGUGGAGAGCAUUGGAGAAGGAGUGACUUCUGUGAAACCAGGAGACAAAGUCAUUCUCUUUCCACUUCCUCAGUGUGGAGAAUGCAGCUUCUGCUUGAAUCCUGACUCCAACUACUGCCUGAAAUCACACCUCACUGAACCACAAAACCUGCUGCCUGACAAGACCAGCAGAUUCACUUGCAAAGGGAAACGGAUCCAUCACUUCCUCUGGAACAGCACCUUUGCAGAAUACACUGUUGUGCCUGAGUACACCCAAUGUGCUUGCCUGUCCCAUCAGAUUGCUGCCCUGGCCUCUUGCAAUAUGAGCACUGGAGUCUGUGUGAUGAUUGGGGAACCACCUGCUGGUUCAACAGUUCCCAUUGAUCCAUUCCUUCUACUAAGUGGGCGCACCUGUAAAGGGAUUCUGCUUGGAGGCUGGAAAAUGAGAGACUCUAUCCCCAAAUUAAUUGCCAGCUAUUUGGAGAAGAAAUUUAACUCUGACUUGCUGAUCACACACACGCUGCCAUUUGCUAAAAUCAACGAGGGAUUUGAAUUGCUACGUGCAGGCAAAAGCAUUCGCAGCGUGCUGCUCUUCUGAAGGAUGCGAUCGGGGCAGCACGAGUGCAGCACACAGCCCAGCAGAUGCCCUCCUGUGCGGGCCCUUCCCUCCCCCGUCGCCCUUCAUGGACUGCAAAGACAGAAGCACAAGGAACUUGUCAGCUGUGCUGCAGCUGCCAGCGCUCCUGCGCCCACCCUCUCCUGAGAAAACAGUUAUAUAAAUAAAGGCUGUCUCACAAACUC